AUGGCGUCGGCAUACUCGAAUCUGCCCAUGGACGGCGACGAUGAAUUCGACGAGAGCCAAAUCGACUUUACCGACAUUGAAGAGCAGUUCCAGGUCCGACUGGAUGAGGGGCUUGAUGCCUUUGUCGUAAUUGAUGGACUGCCAGUGGUGCCCGAGGACAGCAAGGGCAAGCUGAUCAAGUUCGUGCUGCGCAAACUGAACAGCGUGGGCAAGGUCAAGGACGAUGGUGUACACAUGCCCGUAAACGACUCAGGCAAGACGGAGGGAUAUGCCUUCGUCGAAUACAGCGCGCCCGCCGAGGCUGUUGCAGCCGUCAAGCAGCUCCACGGCACUCCACUCGACAAGAAGCACACCAUGGCCGUGAACAAACUCACUGACAUCGACCGCUACGGCAAGGAGGGCCGUAUUGAUGAGGAAUACCACCCACCCGAGAUUCCUCCGUUCGAGCAAAAGGAGCACCUGAGGUGGUGGCUCGCAGACGAGGACAGCCGCGACCAAAUCGCCAUGUACCGUCAGGACAGGGUUGGUGUUUACUGGAACGAGAAGGAAGAUCAGCCCGAGCAGGUUGUUGACCGUGAGAACUGGACAGAGUCCUUUAUCCAGUGGUCGCCACAGGGUACUUACCUCACUUCUAUGCACGCUCAGGGUGUGCAACUGUGGGGAGGCAAGUCAUGGAGCAGGCAAAAACGAUUCGCGCAUCCCGGUGUCAACCUUGUCGACUUCUCGCCCGGUGAGAAGUACCUCACCACCUGGUCGCACCGCCCACUCCAGGUUGACGAGAACCACCCCGUCCCAUCUCUCUCGCUCGAGGAGGAUGGCAAAAACUACAUCAUUUGGGACAUUGCCACUGGCAAGCCCCUGCGUUCUUUCGCUACCAUUGAUGUCCCUGGUGGCACCGAUGGUGAAGGCAACCCCAUCAAGAAGAAGCUGCAGUGGCCUACCUUCAAGUGGUCUUCGGAUGACAAGUAUGUUGCACGUAUGACCCAGGGCCAGUCCAUCUCCAUCUACGAGCUUCCCCGCAUGAACCUACUCGACAAGACAUCAGUCAAGAUUGAGGGUGUCAUGGAUUUUGAGUGGGCUCCCGCUACCCCACGCAGAGAAGGAAUCAAGACCUACGAACAACUUUUCUGCUACUGGACUCCUGAACUCGGCAGCAACCCCGCCAAGGUCGGACUCAUGUCAAUCCCAUCCAAGGAGGUCGUGCGUACCCGUAACCUCUUCAACGUUUCUGACGCCAAGCUGCACUGGCAAUCAGAAGCCGCAUAUGUCUGCGUCAAGGUUGAUCGCCACUCCAAGUCCAAGAAGUCGCUUGCAACAAACUUGGAAAUCUUCCGCGUUCGCGAAAAGGGUGUACCGGUCGAAGUUGUUGAUUCUAUCAAGGACACUGUCAUCAACUUUGCCUGGGAACCCAAGGGCAACCGUUUCGUGCUCAUCACCACUGGCGAGGUUAUUCAAGGCGCUGCCGUCGGCCCCAAGACCGCUGUUUCCUUCUUCGCUACCGAAAAGCUAAAGGGAGGAGCCGUUGGAAACUUCCGCCACAUCCGAACCAUUGACAAGAAGAAUAGCAACGCCAUCUACUGGUCGCCUAAGGGACGAUUCGUUGUUGUCGCUGCUCUCCAAUCGCAGCAAUCUUUCGAGCUCGAGUUCUGGGACAUGAGCUUCGACAAGCCCAAGGACGAGUCUGAGAAGGGUGACAAGGAGGUCAACGCCAACCUGCAGCUCAUGGAUACUGCCGAGCACUAUGGUGUUACAGACAUUGAGUGGGAUCCUACAGGUCGCUAUGUGGCUACCGUUGCUAGCGCUUUCCGUCACCGUAUGGAAAACGGUUAUCACCUGUAUGACUUCAAGGGCCAACUUCUCCGGGAAGAGGCUAUUGAAGGCUUCAAGCAACUUCUCUGGCGCCCACGACCCCCGACACUGCUCUCCAAGGAAGAGCAAGCUGAAAUCCGCAAGAACCUGCGCAACUACUCCAAGAUCUUUGACGAACAAGAUCUUGCCAAGAAGAGCUCAGCCAACAAGGCUGUUGUGGAGGCCCGUCGCGAGAUGCUGCAAGAGUGGCAUGCAUGGAGGGAACAGGUCACCCAGAGACUCCGCGAAGAAGGUGCAGACCUGGAACUGGCGUUCCUCAAGGGAGAGACACCUGGACAGGCAGAGGAUGGUCACCAGGAGGAGAUUGAGGAGAUUGUGGAGGAGAUUAUUGAAGAGAGCGAAGAGGUCAUCAACUAG
This is a messenger RNA of Bipolaris zeicola 26-R-13, 2226 nucleotides long. RefSeq lists its product as uncharacterized. Gene Ontology annotation, molecular function: translation initiation factor activity; RNA binding; translation initiation factor binding. Gene Ontology annotation, cellular component: eukaryotic translation initiation factor 3 complex. Bases 1 to 2226 code for a protein of 741 amino acids. Gene Ontology annotation, biological process: translational initiation. The record is from RefSeq and is a predicted model, not a curated record. The transcript has 3 exons. Lineage: Eukaryota; Fungi; Ascomycota; Dothideomycetes; Pleosporales; Pleosporaceae.